Fibroporia radiculosa is the source of this 372-nucleotide messenger RNA. RefSeq lists its product as uncharacterized. The coding region runs from base 1 to 372 and encodes 123 amino acids. The transcript is spliced from 2 exons. Lineage: Eukaryota; Fungi; Basidiomycota; Agaricomycetes; Polyporales; Fibroporiaceae. The record is from RefSeq and is a predicted model, not a curated record.
AUGCUAUGCAAAACGUUCUUUGCUGCCACUGCCGUCACUCUCAUGAGCAUCGGUAGUGCUCUAGCGGCUCCUGCGACGACGAUCAACUCACAGUGUCCUUUCACUUACUACACCACGAUCACCGAGACGUUGUCUAUCAUCGCGCCGACCACCACGGGCCCAUUCGAGACCACCACGAUCACCGCGCAGGAGGUCAGCUACCCGUUGGCCACCGAGACAAUAACCGAGAUAGAUACGUUCUCCGGCACGAUUUGGGUGGGGUAUCCGACGUACACGCCGACAACGACCUUUUUCACGUCCACGUACACUGAAACGUACGUCUACACGAACUAUUACGGAGAGCCUCCGUGGCCCACCGAAUGCUCGCAGUAA